Messenger RNA from Culicoides brevitarsis, 2026 nucleotides. It is a transcript of the gene eIF2Bdelta, whose product is annotated as translation initiation factor eIF2B subunit delta. Bases 250 to 1962 code for a protein of 570 amino acids. The record is from RefSeq and is a predicted model, not a curated record. NCBI's taxonomy places the organism in Eukaryota, Metazoa, Arthropoda, Insecta, Diptera, Ceratopogonidae. The transcript has 5 exons.
CGUGAAACAAAGUCACGAAAUUAGCAAAAACAAUUAAAUUUAAAGCUAUUUUCAUUAAAUUUAGCUUAAAAUUUGACAUUUUCCUAUUCUGAAGUUGAUCUUUGUGGAUUUUAACGGAAUCGAGUGAGGUACGAAUCGCAGGAGACGAUUGCCGACCCGAUAAACAUCGUCAUCAGACACGUUCAAGCCAGCAAAUUAAAUAAAAGGAAGAAAAUCAAGUCUCACGCAUCAAAAAUCGACGACUCAGAGAUGGAUCCAUCGAAGCAAAUGACGCAAGAAGAGAAACUCGCCGCCCGCAAAGCGAAGAAAAACGCAAAAAAAGAACAAAAAACCGCAAAAACAACGCAAGAACCGAAAAUUUCAACUCCUGAAAAGAAACCUGAGCCAAAAAUCAGCUUGGAAGCUGCUGUUGCUGUCGCCGUUGCGACUUCCGAGACCAAAUCCGAACAAAAAGCGAAAGCUGAACCCCCAAAAAUGACCGAAAAAUCCCGCGAAGAAAUCGAAGCCGAACGAAAAGCGAAGAAAUUAGCGAAACAACAGGGAAAACAACAAAAAUCCGCACCUCCGGCAAGCGCCAAGCCCGAAAUUGAUCCUCAGGAAAAACUUAUGAAAGCAAUUUUGACGCCGAAAGCGACUUCAACGACUUCUUUGGAACAAAAAAUGGAAAAAUUAACACUGAAUGACGAAGCGAAACCAACUUCUUCCGCGAAAACUUUGACAAAAGCUGAACGACGGGCCAUUCAAGAGGCACAACGAGCGGCAAAAGCACAAAAACAGCAGCAAGCGACACAAAAUAAAAGCAAGGAAGGCACGAAAGUAGCUCCAACAAAGGCAAAAACGACGGAAAUGACGUCGCCUUCGGAAAAAAGUCCUGUGCCGAUUACGGUUUUGAAGUCAACAAAGAUGCAAUUGUUGCAUAAAGUGAAGCUUUUUAAUCAUUUGUACACGGAAAAGUGCGUUUUUGACACGCCUGUGAACACAGACACGAUUCAUCCGGAAAUUGUUCGGCUUGGAGUGCAGUACAGCAAUGGGUUGAUUGUUGGAGCGAACGCGAGAUGUAUUGCUUUUCUGCAUGCGAUGAAAGAGAUGAUUCGUGACUUUUCAACGCCUCCGCAGAAAGAAUUCUCACGAGAAUUGGAAGCUUUAAUUAAACCUGCUGUGGCGUACCUGAAAUUAUGUCGACCAUUAUCUGUCACGAUGACCAAUGCUCUUCGAUAUAUCAAGUUUCAAUUGACUCAAUUAAACAACGAUGACAAAGAUGAAACGAAACGCGAUAUUUUAUUAGAUGCAAUCGAUACUUACAUCAGGGAUCAAAUUGAAAAAGCAGCACAAGCCAUCAGUAUCUCCGUGCAAGAAAAAAUUGCCGACGGAGAUGUCAUUUUAACUUACGGAUGCUCGUCACUCAUCAAACACAUUUUAGAAGCAGCUCGUUCUCGAAACGUCGAUUUCCGCGUAAUUGUCGUCGAUGCUCGUCCCCGUCACGAAGGGCAAGAAAUGUUAAAACGUCUUAUCGCGCAAGGAAUCGAUUGCACUUGUGUUCUCAUCAACGCCGUCGGUUUUAUCAUGCCUGAAGUGACAAAAGUUCUUCUUGGAGCGCACGCUUUGCUCGCUAAUGGUUAUGUCAUGUCUCGUGUCGGCACUGCACAAAUUGCCCUCAUUGCGAAAUCCUUCAAUGUGCCCGUUUUGGUGUGUUGCGAAACGCAUAAAUUUAGCGAAAGGGUGCAAACUGACGCUUUUGUCUACAACGAAAUUGGCGAUCCGGAGGAUUUAGUCGUGAAAGAAGGUCCUGUCAAAGAUCCGUUGGCGAAUUGGGUGAAUGUGCAACAUUUGACGCCGCUAAAUUUGUGUUACGAUGUCACGCCGCCCGAAUUGGUGACAGCAGUUGUUACUGAAGUUGCCAUUCUUCCAUGCACAAGUGUUCCCGUCAUUUUGAGAAUUAAACCGUCGGAAGUUGGAUACUAAAAAAAAUUAAAAAAAAAUUGAAAAUGUUGAAAAACACUCGAAAAUUGGUUAUUUGUUGCGUAAA